Molecule: messenger RNA, 2669 nt
Organism: Bombus pyrosoma
Lineage: Eukaryota; Metazoa; Arthropoda; Insecta; Hymenoptera; Apidae
Exons: 2
Coding region: 1072-1587 (171 amino acids)
Source: RefSeq, a predicted model, not a curated record
GGCUCAGCUAAAUGGGACCUAAAUAUCUGUACCAUUAGUGCACAGUCCUAUUAGAGUAGUAAGGACCCCAAAAAAAUAUAUAUUCAGAUAAAACUAACAAUGAGAUAGCAAGAACUGUGAAAUCUCUAAUGAGUUGGCUGUAUGUGCAUUGGACGCUUUAGGUUGAUGAUGAAACAAACCCAAAAAGAUUUGAGUGCAUGGCCCUUUAUUUUCGGAAAAUCAAUAAGUUUUUUUUAUUCUACUUUAUAAAUUCCUUUAAUAUUAAUAUUAAGUUUUUUCAAUGUUAAAUUUUUACAAUUUAUGUUAAUAAAUUUUUUAUUAUUUUUAUUUGUUAUAGUAUUCCUGCAUAUUCUUAUAAUUUUACAAAUGGAAAUUGCAAUAAAAACAUUAAAAACAUAAGAAAUUGCUGUACCAAGAACAUAACUUUUCGAAGAUAGAGAGCCAUGCGAUCCUUUUGGGGCUGUUUUAUCAUUAAUCUAAAGCAUUGAAUACACAUGCAGCCAACGCACCAAUUGGCAAUUUCUCAGUUUUUGUUAUGUCUUAUAAGUUCGAUAGAUCGAUUAUUCAAGAUGAUGUAGUAGUAUUUCAAACUUCGAGUAGUUCUGUAACAAUUUUUGCUAUUUUAUAGAACAAAACAAACUAUAAUCAAAUUAUAAUUCAAAUUAAUUCUUUAAUGAUUAAAACCGAAGAGAAAUGGAAAGCAUCCGAUCUAAUAUACCAGAUAUUUCUCACUUUGAGAAGAAAUUUCGCGAAAUAAUUUAUGAACAUCGACAAAAUACAGUGAACAUCAUUUUUAUACUCUUUUAUACAAAAUUUAUAUCUGACAUAUUUUUAAAUCAAAAGAAAAAAAAAUCAAUAUGUAAAAGAAGUUAAAAUAACAUUUGUUGCAAUGAAUAUUUAAUAACAUUUUUUCAGAAGGAAUUGAAUAAUUUAGAAAAAGAAUGUUUAUUGUUACGCGAAGAACUUUGUUCGAAAGAUCAUCUAUUGCAAAAUGAACAAAAAAUAUCAAACGAAUUAAAAAUUCGUUUAAAAUUGGCAUCGGAAACGAUUGUUCGAUUGGAGAAGGAAAACAUGCAUAAUAAAAUCGAUUAUUCGAAUUUGUCAAUGAAUUAUGAAACCUUGCUUAAAGAGAGUGAUGUUUUAACGAAAGAAGCUCUAUCCUGCCAAACAGAAGCCGCGAAAGUGAAAUUAAAAAUCACAAGUUUGGAAAAUAUAUUACGGCGGGAAAUUUUACAAAAAGAGAAGCUAGAGCAAGCAUUAAUAAAACUAAAGAAUGAUUAUCAGAAAAUCACAGCUAAUAUUGAUAUCAAUAUUGCCAAGAUUGCAAAAGAACAGCAAUAUUUAUUAGAAAGUAGCAAAGCUGCAAUUCAAUUGAACAGACGAUUGCAAACUUUUGGUCUCUGUUCUCAUGCAAUUAAUGAAAGAAACAAAGCAAAUAUAAGAGAAUUACAACAUAAACUAACUGCUCUUUCUGUUAAUGAAUUCAAUAAAUUACCUAAUAAUAGUAUAUCAUUACAUCCAGAAAUGGAAAAUUUAUGUUUCAAGGUAUAUAGAUUAUAUCAUUCUUUUGCAUUAUUAGUAUCAUAAAAAGUUACAUAAUACUAAAAAUGUUUAACUAUAUGAUGUAUUGUAUUUAUGUUAUUAAUCUAUAUUUUUCAGCUGAAAGAAAUGUUAACAAACUUCGAAACAAAAAUGCAAGAUCCUGUACCAUUUGAAGAAAAAUUGGACAGAAUCUUCAACGAGAUGUCCACAAAUUUAACAUAAAUAUAACAAUAAUGAAAACAAUUCUAAUGAAUGAAGUUAAUCAAGUCGAUGAUUACCAACAUUUAUUUCAUUUCAGUUUCUCAAUACAUCUGAUAAGUAAUAGGUUUAUUUCGACUUGAUAAAAUAUUUCAAAAUAAAAUUACAUUGCUUAUUGUUAUAAAACAUGUUAAAAAAUUACUAAUAAUUUUUGUAUAUACAACACCAUCCUUGCAUUGAAGCAGUUUGAGAUUGUAAAGAAAAAAUUAGCCGUUAGUUCGUUGCCAUUUUCAAUUUGUUCCAUUUUGUUAAAAACUAAAACUGGAAGCUUUCCAGCGACCUCUCUAUUACAGUGGUUGACCAUGAAAGAAAAGUUUCUUAAAACGAAAAAAGAAAAAUAUUGUUCGUAUGCGACGCAUAGUUUCUUUUUUCUUUAAAUAGCACUACGUUUAUAUAUACUAGAUUUAAAAAAAAGUCACCGUCGACGCUGAGUCGUAAUUAUAUAAAUAAUAUCAAUAACAGUAUAAACGGAAUCGUGUAACAUUAUUAUUAUUAUCAUUAUUCGCAACUAAUCGAUAACAUUUGACAAUUAAAAAAUUGAUCGUGUCUCGAUAUCAAAGGAAAGGCGGGUUAUAACAAUAAAAAUAGACGAAUAGGAUUAAUAUAAAAUGUAUUAUAAUAAUCGUAUAUUUUAAGUAUAUAAGUGGAAACAGAUUGGAAUCCCUUUUUUCUCGUUCUUAGGAAACAAGAAACAAAAAAAAAGAGAACCCUCUGUUUCUUUAGAAAAAAAAAACUAUUACAACAAGCGUUUCAAACGAAGACGAAAUCCGUGAUCCAUCUUUUUUGUAUUACUUCUUUUAUCCAUUUUUUUCUCGUUUUCCUUUUUUCUUAUUUCUUCAACAACAGAGAGAAAGGGAGGAAUAAAAAGA